Messenger RNA from Trichosurus vulpecula (common brushtail), 2543 nucleotides. It is a transcript of the gene ZNF3, whose product is annotated as zinc finger protein 3. Gene Ontology annotation, biological process: regulation of immune system process; regulation of cytokine production; negative regulation of transcription by RNA polymerase II. Bases 216 to 1682 code for a protein of 488 amino acids. The transcript has 6 exons. Lineage: Eukaryota; Metazoa; Chordata; Mammalia; Diprotodontia; Phalangeridae. The record is from RefSeq and is a predicted model, not a curated record.
GAGAGUUUCCGGCCAUUGUUCUGUCCUUCUGGCGUGCGUGGCUGGAGUUCGAAAGGUCCUGCCUGUUUCCCGGUCCUCUUGCCUCUCGUCCCCGCCGCCCACGGCUGGGUCCUUAUCUCUUCUCCCCGGACUGCCCCGGGCUCCCGUGUCACUAAAGACACCUUCCUUGUGUAUUGUACUCUCUCUGAUAGAAGAUAGCAGUUCCAGAGCCUCGCAUGGAAACACAGGCUGAUUGUGUGUCUCAGGACCCUCAGCUCCUGCUUGAGAGUGCUCCACCUUCUCCCAAAGUUUCUGCUUCUCAUGAUAAAGGUAACCUGGGAGACCAGAUGUUGGCAGCUGCACUUCUAAAAGCCAAGUCCCAGGAACUGGUGACAUUUGAGGAUGUAGCUGUGUACUUCAUUCGGAAGGAAUGGAAACGUCUGGACCCUGCUCAGAGGGACCUCUACAGGGAUGUGAUGUUGGAGAAUUAUGGGAAUGUGUUUUCACUGGGCUUUCCAUUCCCAAAUCCUGAGAUAAUCUCUCACCUGGAUGGAGAAGAGGAGCCAUGGGUCCUGGAUUUGAAGGGAGCUGAAAGCCAGGGACUCCAAAGUGCCUCUUGUAUAGAUGGUGAGACCAGAACUAGGAAUGAUCAAGAAAUUUCUGAAGCUGCAGAAUCACAUGGGGUGAUACUGGGAAGAUUCCAAAAAGAUGUUCCUUCAAGUCUCAAAUUUGGAGAAGCCUGUGAAUGGGAAGGCAAUUUAGAGAGGCAACUGGGAAACUCCGUGGAGGAAAGACUGAGGAGAAAGAUGGGAGAUCUUAGACAAGUGAUAGUUGAGGAUCAGAAAAGCCCCACAGGUGAGAGAGUCCAGCAGUACAAAGAAUUUGGGAAUAGUUUUAGUCUUAAUUCAAACCUUGUUAUACAUCAAAGAGGUUCUGUGGGAGAUAAACCCCAUAAGUGUGAUGAAUGUGGCAAAAGCUUUAAUCGAACUUCAGACCUCAUUCAGCAUCAGAGAAUCCACACAGGGGAGAAGCCCUAUGAAUGUAAUGAGUGUGGGAAAGCCUUCAGUCAGAGCUCACACCUUAUUCAGCACCAGAGAAUUCACACUGGAGAGAAACCUUAUGAAUGUAAUGACUGUGGGAAAACCUUCAGUUGUAGCUCUGCUCUUAUUCUACAUAGGAGAAUCCAUACUGGAGAAAAGCCCUAUGAAUGUAAUGAGUGUGGGAAAACUUUUAGUUGGAGUUCAACCCUUACUCAUCAUCAGAGAAUACAUACUGGGGAAAAACCUUACGAAUGUAAUGAAUGUGGGAAAGCAUUCAGUCGGAGUUCAACCCUUAUUCAUCAUCAAAGAAUUCAUACUGGAGAGAAGCCCUAUGAAUGUAAUGAAUGUGGAAAAGCCUUUAGUCAGAGUUCACAUCUUUAUCAGCAUCAGAGAAUCCACACAGGAGAGAAACCCUAUGAAUGUAGGGAAUGUGGUGGAAGAUUCACUUACAGCUCAGGUCUUAUUCAGCAUCAGAGAAUUCAUACAGGGGAGAAUCCCUAUGAAUGUAGUGAGUGUGGGAAAGCCUUCAGGUAUAGCUCAGCUCUGGUUCGUCAUCAGAGAAUCCACACUGGAGAGAAAUCUUUGAAUGUGAUGACUAUGGGCAAAGGUUCCAUCAGAGUUGCUGCAUUAAAUAUCAGAGAAUCCAUCCACAUGAGAGAGUGAGAGUCUGCUGCCCCAGUAAAUACAUUUAAUGCAAGAAAAUGUUUGGUUAGAGCUUGUUCUUAGAGUCUGACAGACUCCAUCCUGAGGAAUAAUCUAUGAACAUGAAAAAUGUGGAAAGUUUCCUUUUAAUUGGAAUUCUGCCACCAUAAAAUGAAGUGUAUUGGGCAAGACACUCUAACCUCUGUCCCAUCAAGGCCAAUGAUGAGGGGCCAGCAAUCUAGGUAGCUUUCCCCAGGAUUGGUUUCAGUUAUGAAAGUAUAACUCCCCAAAGAAUAGUUGAUUGAUUGCUAAGCACAGAAGGGGACUCUGGUCCUGAUAUUUUUGGAAAGGAGUUUACCAUUCACCAUUAUAUAUGUAUAAAUAUACACCAGAGGAACUUUUUUGGAAGAAAGUAAUUGAGAGAUCUCAUGACCUCAUUUUCGGCAAGUAGAUUGUAGAGGCGAGGAUAUUGAUAUUGUUAGGGAGGGAAAAUGUAGGCUGUGUCUCAGAAGCUAGCUUUUCUAAUAUUUACUAAAGAGAUUUCCUACCAUACCACUAAAGGAAGUGGGGGAGGGUAAUGUGGGUCCUGAGGAAUAUGGUUAUCGCCAUUCAGAGAGGAAAGGGUUUGGGUCUCGUUUCUCCUUUGGGGGAGGGGAGCAUGACAGCAGUUGUUUUUCUUGGGCCAGGACGGCUUUCCAAGCUUCCUAGGUUGUUUUCCCAGUUCUUAUUUCCCCCCAGUACAAAUGAAAUGCUGUUUCACUUUUUCAGUCUGUUGAGACAAAUGUUUCAGUGUGAUUGAGUGAAUAUAAUACAUUUUUGUUGAGGAUUCAAGGAUUUCUUCCCUUUCUGCCCAUCCCGCAAAUAAACAGGAAACAUUAGCUA